Paramuricea clavata is the source of this 543-nucleotide messenger RNA. The record is from the annotation of a GenBank genome assembly. NCBI's taxonomy places the organism in Eukaryota, Metazoa, Cnidaria, Anthozoa, Malacalcyonacea, Plexauridae.
AUGAGCGAUACUAAAGAGUGCAAAACGCAACCCCCACCACCCACAGUUGUUUGCAGUCAAAAUUGCAACAAAUGUAUGGCAAAUACUACGAGUCGCAUGUUAUAUUAUACGUUGGUAGAAAAAUUAGACGAACGAGCUUUAAAAAGACACAUUACAGAAAAUAAACCCACAAAUAACAAUGGCUGCGAACCGGAAUCACACUCUCGUAAGCUUCAAUCAUUCCGAGAUGAAUCCCCAGACCUAUUCGAUGACGACUUCGUCCCAAACACCCCACCCAAACGCAAUAAAAAAUCCAUCGGCUCAACAAAAGGAAAAUCCAAAACCACAUUUAAACCAAUCAAAUUCGUUCCCAGUACAAGCGUGCCCGGCAAACUCGCAACAGCCGAUAAUAGAAGAUAUACUGCUACAGCAAAAUGCAAGCUUGCGAAAAGAAAUGUUGUGCCGAAUGUAAACGCGUUGUGCGAGACACAUCUGACGAUGCUUGGUCCUUACUCUGACAUAAACAAAAGCACUAAAGCUAUAUAUUUAGUUGCAAAUAUGUAA